AUGAACACACCAGUGAAUUCGGUGGUGCUUAAGAAAUUCAGUUUAGUUCAAAACAAAAAAUAUACAACCAUGAAGUUCUUCGUUGCCACCGCUUGUGUCCUGCUUUUGGCAUCCGGCAUCUCGGCCGAUCCUGUUAAGGCGGCAGCCGCCACCGACGAACAGCCCGGCGCAUUUGCAAAAUGCCUGGAAGCUGAUUCCAUCUCGUGUCUGCAGCUCACGCUCUUCCGCAAGGCCAAGUCCAUCUUUGAAAAUCCCCAAAUCGAACUCUUCGGCGGUGUCUCUCUGGUCAAGGCCAAUGAAGGACGCCAGGGCAAAUCGUUGGACAACUCCCUUGCCGUUGAGGCCGCACCCACUGUCGAGGCACGCACCGCCGAGAUGGGCAACUAUUUCAUGGACAAUGCCAAGAGCUUCUUGUCCGAGCGCUCUCUGAACUUCAACUUUGCCAAUGCCGCCCGCAGCGUUGCCCGUGCCAUUCCCGAUGACAUCAAGGCCGAUCUCCGUGAGCUGGUUGUUGAGUCGCGUACCCGCAAGAAGAAGCUGUUGAAGAAGUUCCUGCCCAUCCUUCUGGGUGUUGGUGCUAAGGUUGCCGUGCUCGCCGUUGGCGCCAUCUUUGGUCUGCUCUUCAUGGCCAAGAAGGCUCUGAUUGUUUCCGUGAUUGCCUUCUUCCUGGCUCUGGCUGCUGGUGCCUCAAGCGGUCUAGGUCGCCUGGGCGGCUCUGGCGGCGGCGGCGGUGGUCUGCUCGGCGGUCUGGGUGGUCUGUUCGGUGGCAAGAACUCCGGCUCCGCUGCUGUCAGCUCCGGUGGCUGGUCCUCAGGCGGCGGUGCUUCCAGCGGUGGCUGGUCCUCGGGCGGCAACUCCGGCUGGGACUCGCACGGUGCCUACAGCGCACCAGUCGCCCAGACCAUCGCCUACCAGGGCUACAAGCAGGCCAGGCGGUAA
Molecule: messenger RNA, 939 nt
Organism: Drosophila hydei
Lineage: Eukaryota; Metazoa; Arthropoda; Insecta; Diptera; Drosophilidae
Gene: Osi6
Product: keratin, type II cytoskeletal 1
Exons: 2
Coding region: 1-939 (312 amino acids)
Source: RefSeq, a predicted model, not a curated record